Molecule: messenger RNA, 7899 nt
Organism: Pecten maximus
Lineage: Eukaryota; Metazoa; Mollusca; Bivalvia; Pectinida; Pectinidae
Product: formin-like protein 20
Exons: 14
Coding region: 326-3424 (1032 amino acids)
Biological process (GO): RNA processing
Cellular component (GO): nucleoplasm
Molecular function (GO): RNA binding
Source: RefSeq, a predicted model, not a curated record
UGCUGGAGGUUCAAAGCGUUAUCAUCCGUUUUGUAUGUGGAAGCAUUUUUAUCAAAAUUAGGGAACUUGUUUAAUGCAUUUUUCCAGAUUUGUGUUAAAAUGAUCAAGUCAAAAGGUAGCAUUUUAGUGACGCAUGGAAUAUGGAAGUAAACUGAAGAUGCUGUGGACAGAUCAUUACUGAAAAGAAGACAAAACUUGGUCUGAAAGACCUUGCAGUUGGUUUGUCUUGCACACGUGUUGGCGAAGGUGGACUAUGGUCACUGUGCAGUUUAGGCCUAUACAUAAAAUUCUAUGACCAUUUAGUUUAAAAUAAUAAUUUACCAAAAUGGCUGGACAAAGCAAUCAACAGUUUUCUGGUCUGGGUUACACCAGUACUAGCUACAAAGACAAAAUGAAACAAAUGAGUGAACAGGAGAGAAUGAUUGAAGAGAAGAAGAAGAAAAUUUUGGAAAAGUUCAAAACAGAGACGAAACCAGCUUCAACACAAUCUCCUGCAUCAAAACCAGUUGGAAUGCCAUUAAUUGGAAAGCGUCCUGGGUUUAAACCAUCCAGCUUCAGCAGCAAAAAGCCUAAAACUACAGAGACAACAACAGUUAGCUCCUCGCCAAUAACAUCAGCCCAUAGCUUCUUUGCAAAUGAUGGAAAUUUCAUGGAGAGAUUCAUCCACAUGAAAGGGUCUAAAGCAUCCUCUGGAGCAAAACCAAAGUCAACAGAUAGUGUAAAAUCUACUGACACAAAGACAGAUUCUAGUUCAGCUCCAGCUAUGUCAGGAACACAAGACAGUGAUUCUGUUAAAGCUAGAGCUGAAGUUAAGUCAGAGGCAAAUAUCAAAAUGGAAAACUCACCCAUAAAGAGUGAGUCUGGUAUGUGGGUGCAACAACCUUCAUCAAAUUCUGAGGCUCCGAGUGUCAGUCAAGGACAGUGGACUACAACAGCUGUUGUGAAAACAGAGUCCAGUGCUUUAUCUGUAGGGAAUUGGAAUCAAGCAGUGACGUCUGAGACAGGGCAAAUACCUCCACGACCACAUCCUCACAGUGCUAAUGUACACGGACCUGAAUUCAAUCCAAACUUUAGUAAAUCUGUAACUUUCCCAACACAGCCAAGACCCCCGGCUCCUCCAAUGUUGCCAGCCCAACAGAACAUUGCAGGUCCACUUCACAGGAUGCCUGUUGAACCACAAAAUGGGGCUGGUCCAUAUGGUCCGCCACACGGUCCACCACACGGUCCACCACACGGUCCACCACACGGUCCAACACACGGUCCAACACACGGUCCUCCAGUUGGCCCUCCCACAUCAGUCUCUAGUCCCUUCCCUCCUAAUUCAGUUGCAAGUUCCUUCCCUCCUCAACCUCCUCAACAAAUGCCACACCAGCAUCUCCAAAUGCCCCAGGUCACUUUGGCUCCUCCCCCUCAGAUAUAUGGCACAUCUCAUCAGGUUGUGAGAGCUCCGCCACCUCCACAGCCUCCCCAGCCUCCAAUGAUUAGACCUGGACCUCAGCCUCCAUCCCUUGUAACACAGCAGCUCCACCCUGGCCCACCACCACCUGCUGCAUCAAUGUAUGCUGUACCAAGGCAGCAGCCUCCCCACCCACAGGAUGUAAAUGCCUAUGGAAGUGUACAGCCCCCAAUCAGUCAUUCCCAUCCUCAGGGGAUCAAUGAAUAUGGAUCUCCACUCCAGCAACCUCCCCAGCCACGACAGCCGUACCCCCCUCCUCCUCCACCCCAGCCUCCAGCUCAGGAAAUCAACUCCUAUGGACAGCCUAUCAGGCAACCGCUUCAACAGGAAAUGAAUGUGUAUAGUACAGCUCCGACCAGAGCGCCACCCCCUCCCCCUCAAACACAGUAUCCUGGUGCCCCUCCCCCAAUAUCGCACCCUCAGUCCCAGCCUCCACCACCUCAUCCUUUCAUGAGUCAACCUCACUUAGCUCCUCAUCAUCAAAUGAUGCCUGGUCAUCCUCCAUCUUGCCCACCUGGAAGGCCUCCAAAUGUGCCACCCCAUACAACUGUACCCAGUCAGGCUCCACCACAUCCUCCUGCCCCUGUACAGAUGCAUUUACAUCCACGUCCUCCACAGACACAGAACUUUGGUCCCCCAGGACAGAACUUACCACCCCCUCCAGGGAUAGACAUGUUCCCCUCUGCUCCUCCUCCUAUCAGUGAUCAACGGAACCAGCAACAGUCAUCGGAGAGCGAAUACGACCCAUCCAUGCCCACAGAAUCUGAGUCACCAGUUAAACCCAAUUAUGAAACAAGGAAGGAUGAUUCUCCAUCAUCUAGGCAACCAACACAAAAAGUGAAAAUGAGCGAAAUGUUUGAUUUACCAGAACCUGAAAAUUCAUCAAUAAAAAGAGACAAUGAAGUUUCUCCACCAGAGGACCCACACACGCUAGAAACUAUUGAAAGAUUUGCAGCCCAAGUCGCAGAGAAUGGUUCCGAGUUUGAAGGAAGAACCAUGUGUGAAAAUGUCAACAAUCCUUUAUAUUGGUUUCUGUUCAACCAAAGCAGUGAUGCCUACAAGUACUUCCGUCAGCAGGUUCGACAGGCAACAAGAGCCAUGGGACGACUGGAUGAUGGCAAUGACGGAGACACUGAAGAUGUUGAAGGUAUGGAGAGGAGAGGAGAAAAAGUGAGGAAGAAGCGUAAGAGUAGAUGGGCCGACUCAGACAAUGUAGCUGACUCUGGUUCAGGUCAGUCUGCCUCAUCUCAGGACAUCCCAGGACCAGCAACUUCCAAACAGCAACCUCCACCACAAGUGACACUUCAAGAUUUUGCCAGAAAAAUGGUGGGCAGUGACACUCUGAAUGAUGAUCAGAUUCAGCAAAUCAAAGAACAGCAGGAGUUAAAUAUGAUGUACCAGUUGAUUCUGGCCCAAAAGAAAGCCAAGGAAGCAGCCAUGAUGGCAGAGCUGCCAGGGAUGAAGGCGAGUCAGAAGUACGAGUACGACUCUGACGAGGAUACAGAGGGAGGCACAUGGGAACACAAAAAACGUUCCAAUGAAAUGUUAGCCACCAGAGAAUGGGCUGAUUCUUUGACCGAAGCAAACAGAGGAAAGCAUUUCAUCGGUGACUUCCUUCCCCCAGAAGAACUGGAACGCUUUAUGGAAACGUACAGGGCCCUUAAGGAAGGACGAGAACCAGACUUAUCUGACUACAAAGAGUUCAAGAUCACAUGUGAAAACCUUGGCUACCAGAUGUUACAGAAGCUUGGCUGGAAAGAAGGGGAGGGGCUAGGAUCAGAAGGACAGGGCAUCACUCAGCCUGUCAAUAAAGGCCAACAGUCAGUGGAAGGGCGAGGACUCGGCACAGAGCGCCCGGCAAACCUGUCCCGAGAUGAUGACGAGUAUGACGCCUUUCGUAAGAGGAUGAUGUUGGCUUAUCGCUUCAGGCCUAACCCCCUGAACAAUCCCAGGAGACCAUACUACUAAGGUUUAUGUCAGCGUUAACCAUGGACUCACCUUGUGCUAUGUUAGAGGAGAUGAUACAAACUUCCACAUCUAGGUGAAGAUUAACACAUCAUAUACUAAUGUCGUCAUUUAUAUCAGAUCGCUUGUUAGGUCUUACAUCUGCAAUCCUAAUGAACGUUCAGAGUGCAAUAGUUGUUUAAUUUAAACAAAGGAAUGGAAGAAUGAUACUAUAUUAAGAAUUCCCCACAAAGCAAAAGGUGUAACAUUUCUCUGUUACAUGUAGACGUUGGUCUAUCUGGUCCAAACAGCCAAGCAAGCAUAUGAUGUUGACAGGAUCUUUAUUCCAUCUUUAAUAAGCUUAUUAUUAUGUUUCAAAUGCCAGAAACUCUGUGUAUACAUUUUUGUUUAAUGGACAAGAUGAGUAAAUGAAAAGAAAUAAAGAUUAUCUGUUCCUUGAUAAUUCUAAACUUAUUUACGAAAAUCUGAUUGCAUUAAAAUAAUUCCAGAAAUAAAAUAUCAAGACAUUUUCCAAGAGAACUUAGUUACUAGACAGGUUUUAUGUUAAAUGGUUUGAAUGCAAUGGAAAAUUGUGAAGAAUUGUCAUAUACAUAGACAUGUACAUGAUUUCAUCGCAUUUUCAACAGGAGUCUUCUCUAGCCCGUGUUUAGGAAUGGAAAUCGGAUUCCCUUUUCAGACUCUUCAAUACAGACAGGAAAUUUGACAUGCUUUUCACACAUUAAAUUUUCUAUACAGAAAGAAAAUAUGAAAAGCAAGUCAAAUUUCCUGUCUGUAUUGAAGAGUCUGAAAAAGGAAUCAAAUUUUCAUUCUUUUAUUGAACCAUGUGUUCUGAAUGAAAUGUGUAUUAGAUGAAUUUUUUUCUGUAUAGAAAUGCCUGAAAAGGGAGUCAAAUUUUCUUUCUGCAUUAAAUGUGUGUUAAAAGUGAGCAAAGUUUUCUUUCUGUAUAAAAAUGUUUGAAAAUGGAAUCAAAUUUUCCUUAUGUAUUUGAAAUGUCUUAAAAUGGAUUUUUUUUCUUUCAUGUGUAUAAACGUAUGAAAAGUGAGUUAUGUGGAUUAUUGAUCUAGUAAGAUGUUGGUGUUGACCUUGUGAAAAAAUGAUGACAUUUAAGAAGCAAUUAAGAAAUACAAACAGUAUUAUGAUGGUGCUGAGAUUCAGACUAUGAUAGGUGUAAUAUGAUUGUUUCUUAUGAAGAGUUGUAAAAUAAGAAUAACUGUGUUAUGUAAAAAGUUAAAUACAUAAAAAAUGCAAUAUUUCUUUUUUUAUUUCUCUUUUUUUCCCCUGUUUUUUCAUAAAUUGUCUAAAGGUUUCAGCAUUACCUUUUAAUUCUUGGUUGAGAUCUGCUAUUAAAUUGUAACAAAAACUUGGUUUAUAUAAACGCCUACCAAAUAACAAUGCUGAUUGUAUACUAUCGGGACCAAGUUUGAUUGAAUGCCAAUCUUCAUGUAGCCCUAUGGAAAACGCAUGUUGACUUUUUUUUUCAAUGUAAGCUUGUUCAUACAUUUUUUGGACGGUAUAUGUUGAUGAGACUUUGAGAGUUAAUAAUGCAUACAAUUGUCUUGUAAUUUGUUAUUGAUUAUGUUCCCUAUGGUGAAAUUGUUUGUCAUGGUAAAGUUUCAUUUAAUAAAUCUCUAAUGUAUGAUGUACAUAUAAUGGUUAACAAACCCAGACAUACUGAGUUAUCUACUAGUAGUGUGGUGGGAUAAGUGCUAUCUACCAGCAUAUGGAAUUUAUGUUAUUGCUUUAUAUAUAAAAAUUUGCUCAUUAAAUUCUGAGUUAUGGAAGUGUUAUUACUAUUAUUCAAGUCACAGGUACAUUUAUAAGAUAGAACUCUAACAAAGAUUACAGGUAUGAUGAGUAAGGUAGCAUAUAACCUAAAUUCUAACACAGAUCAUAGGUAUUAUGAAACCAUUGUACAUAUUAUAAUAAUCUGUUAUAAAGUGACUUCAGUUUCAAAGUGGUACCCGGUAAAUGACCCAACUUCCCUGAACAUUUGUUAUCCUGCGCUUUCACUGAACGAGGAAUAUCAGUUUCGGUUUGUCCGUUUAUCUUUCACGCUUCGUUUCCGUGCAACGACUGCAACAAAUGUUAAUGGAUUUUCUUUAAACUUGGUAACAGGGUUAAAUGCCCUAAGAGGUUGUCCAAGUUGAAUUGCCACUUUUGCUAGACUUUAUGGAGUUAUGACCCCAUGAUUAACUGAAAACUUCAUUUUCUGCCAUUACCGUAUAAUAAUUGCAACAAAUAUUACAGUUUUUCUUCAAACUUGAUAACAUGGGUAAAUGCCUUAAGGGUUCAGCCAAGUUCAAUUGCCUCUUUUGACGAAAGUUACCUGGCCUUGAUUAAUGAAAAAAUGUUUUCUGCUGUUCCUAUGAAAUAUUAUGCGAUUAUCAUGAAACAGAGUGGUUUGGUGAUCGCAGAUGAGAAGAGAAGUCUUGCAAAAUCAGUUUACUUUAUCCCAUAAUAGAUGUUCAAUAAAACAUCUCACUUCUGCAUUUUAAAGGCUUUACUUUUUUCUGUCCAGUUUCAUGCACUACAUUAUGGCUCAGCAGAAUUGAUCAGUCUGUAGAGCUGUAAUGACGUGCUUACUCCUAACCUCAAAAAUGAUUAUCUACAUCCGGAGAGUGGGGAAUAUAAAUUUCAUGAAUUUGCUUGUUUACCUUAUAUUGUGUAUUGUAAAAAUAUUGUGCUAUUUUCAUAGUGCUUUAUACAUAUUGUUCAGAUUGUACUACUAGAAAGAGGACGAGAGAAAUUGAAUGAUUUUGGGCAUACCAAAUUAUGAGAUGCAUGAAUGAAUUUGAAGUUGGUGAUUAAAGAUAUUGACUGUCUUUUAAUAAACUGUUUUUAAAAUCAAUGGUCAAUAUCUGUACAUAUAUAUAUAUAUUUACAUACUCAAAUGUCAAUACUAUGGUGACUAUUCCAUUUUGAUUUUGCUUUUUGUUUAUAUUUUUAUUAUACCACUAUUGAGUCGAAGUUUGAUGGGCGUAAGAGAAUAGCGUCUGUUUGUCUGGGUUAAAGUUUGGGUUCAAGGUUCUUCAGUGGUGGACAGUUCCAUCAGGUUAUGCGUUAUUGUCAUAAUUUUUGGCGUGGAUGUUCAUAUAGUGUCUUAAAAUGACAAUAUGCAUUUAAUUUUGGAAAGUAAUUCCUAUUUCUGUAAAUUUUGCACAUGUGUAGAACUGAACUUUUCUUGUUCAAUUUGUCAGUAAAAGUUUUAGUGCAAGUUUCUUUGUUGAGGUACAGUUCAUUCAGAUUAUGCUAUUGUCCUAAUUUUUGGCAGGGAUGUACAUGUGGGGUUAAACAAGGACAACAUGGAUUUUAAUUUUGGAAAAUUGUUUCUAUUUUGUUUUGUUUUUGACAAUAUUGAUUAAAUAUUUGGUAAUGAUUUUUUUGGUUUGCCAAUUUUGGACUUUUUGGGGCAAUCUUUGCAGGACAAGAUAACUUUGAAUAUCAAACAAACUAUCUAAACAUUGUUGGAUAGGGUCAGACAGGUGUAUUAUCCAUCGGUUUGGGGCGGACAGAUGUUUAUGUGAAAAGGUAAAAAGUACUUUCUCUAGAUGGUGAGGGGCACUUAAUAUGAUGAUGUUGCAUACUAGUCGAAUACAAAGCAGUUGUAUUACAUGUAAGCUGUGGGAUAUUGGAGAUAUAAUUUGUCUUUGUUUAAGGAUGAUGUUUUCAAUUGAUCUGCAUUAAUAUUGUUAAUCAUAUAAAAAAAAGUAUAUACAUUUGUAGUCCCUAAAUAUCUACUUUAAUAAUUUGAAUUUGUUAGAUGUAUGUACAUGUAUAUGAAUGAAGUAAUAAGAUUAACAAUCUGCCCAGACCCUGAUGAUAAUCAGUAAGGCAUAUCUCAGUUGUUUAAUUUUUGUUUUAGUUUUUUCUUAUAUAAUUUUGAUUUAGUAGUCACGUUUGGUCAAAUAAUCUUCAAUAUUUGCUGAACAACAUGCCUUAAAUGAAAAAAAUGGAGACUGAUAAAUAUAAGGGAUAUUUUUGUAGAUUGUGUGUAUGUACAUAUGUCAUGUUUUGAAAGUUGAAACUUUUAAAUAUUGAUUCAUUACUUUUCUUAAAAAGUUGUAUACAAAGGUGUGGAAUAUUAAGUAACAGUAUAUCUUUCUGCAAUGUGAAUAAGACGUAGAGAUUUGUGGAUAGCUGAGUUGUAUAUAUGGUAGUGUCUGUAACUUUGUAUUAAGGCUUUUUUCAAUACAUGUAUUCCAUUUCCAGUUUCUGUCACUCAAAUAGAAAAAAAAAUGUUUUCUGCACUAGAGCUAGAGUUUAUGUAGUUUGAUAACAUUCAAACAGCAUGUUAUUGAUGACUCCGAGGAUUCUGUUUAAAAAUGGAGGGCAUGGGUUUAUUAGCAAUGUCAAAUGUCAAGGUACACCUGCACCCACCCUUCCACCCACCUUUUUUUUUUUUUUUUAUCUCAGAAGAGGUAAGCAUGCUGUUUUAUGCUAAGAAACUACAUGAUCUCAGUUUAUUUCUUCACAAUUAA